AUGGCGGACAAGGAAAGUCACAUUGCUGAAUUUUCUGAACCUCACUCGACAGCCUAUUUGCUAUUCAGUUCUCCGAUCGUCAUCCUUAUUGUCGGUCCUGACAAACAUGUGCUCAAGGCUCACGAGUUUGUUUUGACGCCAUGUGGCUAUUUCGUCAAUUGUCUGCGACAGAAUAAAUUGCAGGGGGCCGUCACGAACGAGAUCCUUUUGCCUGAUGAAGACCCAGGCAAUAUCGCCAAGAUCCUGAACUGGCUGUACACCCUUGAACCAGAGCGCAGCUAUGUUCGGGCAUUCUGGGCAAGUUUGGACUCAUGCCUAUCCCUCAGCGACAAGGAGGAGUUGCUGGAGAGACUUAUCGUCGACUACACUCUGGCCAAGAGAUAUCUCUUCAGGGAGAUAUCGGAUGCCAUCCUCCAGUGUGAUAGCUUUCAGCGCCUUUGGGAGACUGGAUUGGUCAUUGACUGGAAGCAUUUUCAGCAAUUGCAAACCGCAGGCCUUCGAGAUUCGUCGCUGUGGACAUCGCUGGUGUCGCUCUUGGCAGGGAUGAUACUCCGUGGACAGUGCGACUUGAAGAGUUCCUUGGACGAAAGGUUGUACCAGGAUCAUGACUUACUGCAAGAGCUUUUCUUUCGUUUGUCUUCAUUGCAGUUUGAAUGA
This is a messenger RNA of Capronia coronata CBS 617.96, 657 nucleotides long. RefSeq lists its product as uncharacterized. NCBI's taxonomy places the organism in Eukaryota, Fungi, Ascomycota, Eurotiomycetes, Chaetothyriales, Herpotrichiellaceae. Gene Ontology annotation, molecular function: protein binding. Bases 1 to 657 code for a protein of 218 amino acids. The record is from RefSeq and is a predicted model, not a curated record. The transcript has 2 exons.